This is a messenger RNA of Gallus gallus (chicken), 3901 nucleotides long. It is a transcript of the gene TIMD4, whose product is annotated as T cell immunoglobulin and mucin domain containing 4. The record is from RefSeq and is a predicted model, not a curated record. Lineage: Eukaryota; Metazoa; Chordata; Aves; Galliformes; Phasianidae. The transcript is spliced from 13 exons. The coding region runs from base 1498 to 3333 and encodes 611 amino acids.
GGAGAGGAAGGAGGAACUAGGACCUGCUGUAGAGGAAAAGCAUCUGGGAUAUUGGAUGCGUUAGGUUUCAUAAGAUCUUUUCUUCACAGAACAGCUGGAGUCAUUCUUACUUGGCAUUGUAUGAAUUGUACCUGGUAGAAUACUGUCAGUUAGGUAUUUUACUGAUUGAUGGUUAAGGUGCCUUAUAAUAUUGACUGUAGGACACUACUGUUGUGUCUAUUCCUACUGAUUGCUGUUAUGCUACACUGAAGCAUCCCUUCAGAAUAAACUCAGAAGAGUUCUUUGAGCUUUGUGCUUCUUGAAUCUGCUACUGACCAGAUAUUGCAGCGUUGGAUGGCUAACUGCUGGUGAAGGAAGCAAGGUAUUCUGGCUUAGCUGCAAUCUAGUCUAUUGGGGAUCUACUUCUUGCCAUGAAUAACAUGGUGGUGUAAUGGAUGAGGAUGUCAACCGGUCUGCAAAUGUAGGAAUCAUUCUUUGGUGCUAUGUUGGGAGUGGGGAUGGUAUCAAAAAGUUAAUCCCUCUCAAACCUUCCUGUGUCACUCAAGAUUUCAAGAUUUUCCAAGCUGAUUUGAUAUGGACCAUUCACUUAUCCCAACUGUGGAAGCUCUUCAUUUUUUUCACCAGACCUUUUGGUCUUCCCCAAACUCUUUGGUUUUAACACAUGCCUUUUUAAGUAGAGGGAACUAGAACUACUGAUGGGAUUCAAAGUAGACUUGUGUAGAGGUGUAAUGAUGUCUUCUGAUUUGUUCUCUUUUCAAGGAAUAGAUGGCUUAUUAACAGAGAAUAUAUAAUUUAAUAAUAAUUGCUAAAAUAUGCCCCCCCCCCCAGUGUUACCAAGCAUAGAAGUGAUAUCUUCAUGGUACUGUGCCUGAUAAGGCCUAAAACCCAUACUGAGGGGGUAGAGUCUGUUCUAAGCCCAUCAUUUUAUUAUUUUAACUUUGAAUUGUUCUCCCCAUUUGCACCACAUUACAUUUACCUACGCAGGAUUUUGUCUAUCUACAAUUUGUAUUUGCAGCAAGGAAGCAAGAAAAGUCAAAGCUCAGCCUCAGCUGACACUGACCAGUGUGUUGUCAGUCAAUAAAAGAGGCUUUAAAGUAUGCCAAUGGCAAGAGAAAGUCUAAGGACAGCACUGGACUGGUAGUUGAUGCAGACCAUCACCCAACAAGUAAGGAUGAGGAAAAUAUGAAGCUGGGGAAAGACAUAGAGGAGUCUUGAAGCAGAAGGCAGAAUCAAGGGCAAAAGAAGGGAUUAGGAAAGCUUAAGACACAGGUGGAGAUUAAGCCAGAUGUUUAAGAGCGUAAGAGCACAGAGUUUUUUUUUUUUGCUGCUCAGUACCAUGUAACAGUAAUCAACCUUAAGAAUUCACGGAAAGAAAAAAAUAAAAACCACAACAAUUUUGACCUGUGAUGGUAGUACCACGCUCAGGAUCUUGGAAGGGGAGGGGAAGAGGGCACCUAUCCGGAAGACAGAAGCAAUUGUGGGUCGCCGUCAGCCAAAAUGUCCCACUUUGUGUUGUUUCACUGGAUUGUCAUACAGACCUUCAUAGUGCACACCAUGUCAGAAACUGUUGUUCAAGGAGUGAUAGGACAACCUGUCACAUUGCCUUGCUCCUACCGGGUAGCACGAGAGAAGGACAUCUCCGAUAUGUGCUGGGGCAGAGGCCCGUGCCCAAACUCCAAGUGCAAUGGCAAACUUUUGCACACCACUGGGAACAGGGUGACGUUCAGAACAUCACAGCGGUACAACCUGCAGGGCUACAUUUCCUACGGAGAUGUGUCUCUGACCAUUCAGGAGGUGAAGGCAGAAGAUGCGGGCACAUACUGCUGCCGCGUGGAGAUCCCAGGCUGGUUCAAUGACAUCAAGAAGAACAUUCAGCUGGCGGUGCUCGAAGCACCCUCUGUGAAGAAAAAGCCUAAGAAAAAUGAUUCCAAAACCACAAAACUUCCCAUAAAAACAACUUUUGCACCCCAAACAACUUCUGGUCUUCAAGGAACAGUGCGGACUGCUGUCUUCCUGACAACCACUGUCCCCACAGCAGCUCCUGCAACCACUGAGUCUCCGAGGGUAACAACUGUUUAUUUUCCCCCAGUAUUUGAUGAGACAGCAAGUGGCACUUAUCUAGAAAAAAUGGUGUCAACCAGUGCUCUCCAAGAAUUUUCAUCCAGUUUUCAAGCAGCUGAUAUGAGGACUGAAGGUGAUGGCUUCUUCUACUCAACAGAGUUAAUCCCUCUUCCUGAAGCAACAGCCCUGCCAGAGCCAACCACACUUCAGACACCGAAGUUAACCCUUGGUCCCUCAGCAAUGAACACUGCAUCAGAAACUGUUGUUCGAGGAGUGAUAGGACAACCUGUCACAUUGCCUUGCUCCUACCAGGUGGCACAAGAGAAGGACAUCUCCGAUAUGUGCUGGGGCAGAGGCCCGUGCCCACACUCCAAGUGCAAUGGCAAACUUUUGCACACCACUGGGAGCGAGGUGACAUUCAGAACAUCGCAGCGGUACAACCUACAGGGCUACAUUUCCUACGGAGAUGUGUCUCUGACCAUUCAGGAGGUGAAGGCAGAAGAUGCGGGCACAUACUGCUGCCGCGUGGAGAUCCCAGGCUGGUUCAAUGACAUCAAGAAGAACAUUCAGCUGGUGGUGCUCGAAGCACCUCCAUUGAUGACAACAACCACGGGAAAAGCUCUCACUUCCCCCAACCAUUUCAGAACAACGACUUUUGCUCUCCAAGAAACUUCUGAUCUUCAAGCAACCACGUGGACUGCUGUCCCCACAGUAGCACCUACAACCACUGGGUCUCCCCCAACGUUUGAUGAGACAACAAGUGAUAACGUUAUGGAAGAAGUGAUGACUAUCAGUGCUCUCCCAGAUUUUUCAACCAAUUUCGAAACAAGUGAUGCAUGGAUUGAAGGUGAACCUGUGUUCUGCGCAACACAGCCCGAAGUGACUACUGAAUUCCCAAGUAUACAUUUGACUACAGACAGAACUGAAGAGGCCAACAGUUCUCUCUUGACAGAUGAUGUGCCAACUGUAGCAACAGCACUGCCAGAGCCAACCACACUUCAGACACCGAAGUUAACCCUUGGUCCCUCAGAGACUUCAGUGAGUUCAGACAGCAAUACAGAGAAAACUGGGAUGAAACUUUCCUUUCCCAUCUCCACCAUUCUCACCGUAUCUCUCAUAGGGAUAUCCAUUAUUUUAAUGUUGAUAGUCUUAUCGUUGCUUUGGAAACGAAGACACACAAGGAAAUUUAUUUUAAAAAGCCUUAGACCAGCUGAAGACCUUGAAAAAGUUUUCAGUGGCUCUGAAGGAGAAAACAACCUUUUUGUGCUGUGAAGAGCUCCUGCGUUGUCAGUGGAUGGCCUGGAAUAAAGCACAGCUGCACUGCAAAUAGAAAGGACCUGUUUCGAGCUGCAUGGAGAGACGUUUGUGAGCCCUCAAAAUAUCAGUGGGUGUAAACCAAAGGCCAAAGCUUCAACUAUGAAAAUUUAAAAUCUUUGUGCAAAUUUUGCCAUCUCACCUUUAAAGCUCACUGUGUAAAGAAGCUUCUUUUAGAGUAUGCAUUAUUCAGUAGUAUUUCUGGGAUCUGUGUUCUUAUUAAUACCAAAUUAAAUGUUUUUCUCCGAGUUUUACUAAUGCUUUUCCUUGAAUACAACUCAGACUGUGAGGAAUAGAAGAAAUAGCAGUGAAUCCUGCUUAACUUUGAAGUGCAAAGAAAUAUACAAAUCAGCAAAUACAAAGUUUCUUAUUGCUUUUAUAUAAUCAAGAGAAAAAUUAAGCCACGGGAAUGCUGUAAGAAUAAAUAAAGAUGUAGAUCACUUCAGGGGUUCCAAUGCUGCCCUUGAUUCAGCAUGUUCGACUGACCCUGGGAGACUAUGCUAAUAAACUUUGUAAUUUACCACUA